AUGAUAAAAGAUUUUAACGAAUCAAACAUAAGAAAUAUAAGAUCGUCAGGCAUUAGCACCAAAAAGUUAGAAGACUUUUUUUCUAUUAACCAAUAUCCAAAUAAAAAUGAAAUAAAAGAUUUUGCAAAUUACUACCAAUGUGAUGAAACCAAAAUAAAAAAUUGGUUCAAAGGAAAGAGAGACCGUUUAAAAAAAAAGUCAUCAAAUAAUGAAAAGAGUGGAAAUAAGUUUUAUUUUAAAUGA
This is a messenger RNA of Dictyostelium discoideum AX4, 243 nucleotides long. RefSeq lists its product as hypothetical. The record is from RefSeq and is a predicted model, not a curated record. Gene Ontology annotation, molecular function: DNA binding. Lineage: Eukaryota; Evosea; Eumycetozoa; Dictyosteliales; Dictyosteliaceae. The transcript is spliced from 2 exons. Bases 1 to 243 code for a protein of 80 amino acids. Gene Ontology annotation, cellular component: nucleus.